Molecule: messenger RNA, 864 nt
Organism: Malania oleifera
Lineage: Eukaryota; Viridiplantae; Streptophyta; Magnoliopsida; Santalales; Ximeniaceae
Exons: 1
Coding region: 262-621 (119 amino acids)
Source: RefSeq, a predicted model, not a curated record
UUGGUUUAAAAAAGAAAGAAAAAUUUUCGCAUCUAGAAAAAAAUAGAAGAUUUCACAUUGGGAAACUCAAUUCCCAAAACGACGCGUCUCAGCGGCAGCUAUUUUAAUACUCUCCCUCCCUUCCCCAUUCUUCCUUCCAACUCUCCACCUAAACCUAUAGCUACACCUACACCUACACCUGUCUCUCGCCUGAGCUCGAUCAGCAAGCUACGCAGAGCUAAAUCCCUCACGCGCGCGCGUGCAAAGAGAUCAGCCGUCGUCAUGAUAGAUCAAGAGCGGAGAGGAUCGGCGCCGCACGGAGUGCUGCUGGCGGUGGUGAUUGGCAUUGUCGUGCUGGGGCCGCUCCUCCUGGGCGACCAGGGCGAAGCCCUCACUGAAGCCUUCUCCGAGCUCCUCAGCCCCAUCGGUCUCCUCCUCCUCCCCGUCUUCCUCCUCCUCACCAUCCAGUUCCUCUCCUCCGACCGCGCCUCCCUCCUCUCCGGCAUCUUCUCCACCGGCGAACCCGACUCUAUCCACCGCGUCAGCGGCUCCCCCGUCGGCGUCGCCCUCUUCCUGCUCGUCCUCCUCUUCCUCCUCUACAACCGUGUCUCCAUUUUCGGCGGCGACGACGACGCCGAAUAAGAGCGCCCACCUCCGCUGCGUGACCACCGUCGGCCUGCUCCGUACAUUGACCGUCGAUCUGUCUCUCGAUAUACGAGCGCUUAAUUUGUUUUUUUUUUUUGUUUUGUUUUGUUUUUGUUUCUGGGUUUUUUCUGAUUUGUUUGUGUACGUACGUAUUGUGCAUAAGUGCGUAGACUUGAAUUCGUAUGUGGAAAUGGGUCGCGUUAUUGAUUAAUGUAAAGCAGAGGACAGCUAGAUUUUUUU